AUGUGCAGACACUUUGGAGUCGACGACCACUCCGCCAUGGACGUCUCCAAGGGUCGCGAGGUGCUGCCCACCAAUGUCAAGCCUGUGCACUACGACUUGACCUUGGAGCCGGACUUUGAAAAGUUCACCUACACUGGUACCGUGACAAUUGAUCUGGAUGUCGUCGACGACACCACAUCCGUCACCCUCAACACCAACGAACUCAAGAUCCACUCCACCAAGAUCACAGCCGCCCAGCAGGUCAUAUCAGAAGCUCCCACCGUCAGCACCGAUGAAGAGGCACAAACAACCAAGGUCAGCUUCGACCAGACCAUCCCCCGCGGUAGCAAGGCGCAGCUCACCAUGACCUUCUCGGGCAUCCUCAAUGACAACAUGGCUGGCUUCUACCGUUCCUCGUUCAAGGCCGAGGAUGGCUCCACCACAUACAUGGCCACGACCCAAAUGGAGCCCACCGAUGCCAGGCGUGCAUUCCCCUGCUUCGACGAGCCGGCCCUCAAGGCUAAAUUCACAGUGACACUUGUCGCCGACGAGAAAAUGACAUGCUUGAGCAACAUGGACGUGGCUUCGGAGAAACAGGUUGACAGUGCCAUUUCAGGCGGAAAGCGCAAGGCUGUUACCUUCAACCCCACACCACUCAUGUCGACAUAUCUUUUGUGCUUCAUUAUCGGAGAGCUCAACUACAUCGAGACCAACAAUUUCCGUGUCCCAGUGCGAGUAUAUGCGCCAAAGGACAGAGACAUUGAGCACGGCCGCUUCUCCCUGGAGCUUGCAGCAAAGACGCUCGAUUUUUACGAAAAGACCUUCGACAGCGCUUUUCCCCUACCCAAGAUGGACAUGGUAGCUAUUCCAGACUUCAGUGCUGGUGCCAUGGAGAACUGGGGUCUUAUCACCUACCGUGUGGUUGAUGUGCUCAUUGACGAAAAGGUCAGUGGCGCCGCCACCAAGCAGCGCGUAGCCGAGACUGUGCAACACGAACUCGCACAUCAGUGGUUCGGCAAUCUUGUCACCAUGGACUUCUGGGAUGGCUUGUGGCUCAACGAGGGUUUUGCGACAUGGAUGUCGUGGUACUCCUGCAACGUCUUCUACCCUGAUUGGAAGGUGUGGGAAGGUUACGUUACUGACAAUCUCGCAAGCGCACUCUCCCUUGACUCCCUGCGCAGCAGCCACCCCAUUGAGAUUCCAGUCAAGCGUGCAGACGAAAUCAAUCAGAUUUUCGAUGCCAUUUCGUAUUCCAAGGGCUCUAGCGUCAUUCGCAUGAUUUCCAAGUGGGUUGGCGAGGAGACCUUCAUGGAGGGCAUUCGCCAGUACCUCAAGAAGCAUGCUUACGGCAACACAGAGACGGGCGAUCUCUGGGCUGCUUUGGCUAAGGCUAGCGGCAAGGAUGUUGGUAAGGUCAUGGACAUCUGGACCAAGAAGGUCGGUUACCCUGUGGUCGCCGUCACCGAGGGCACCGACUCGAUCCAUCUCAAACAGAACCGUUUCCUCCGCACUGCCGAUGUCAAACCCGAAGAAGACCAGACUCUGUACCCCGUCUUCCUCGGACUUCGGACCAAGGAUGGUGUUGAUGAAGACUUGACCCUCUUCGAUCGCGAGGCCGACUUCAAGCUCAAGGAUAUGGAUUUCUUCAAACUGAAUGCGGACCACUCUGGAUUGUACCGAACUUCGUAUACGCCAGAACGACUACGCAAGCUUGGCAUCGCUGCGAAAGAGGGUCUCCUCACUGUUGAAGACAGGGCCGGUAUGAUUGCUGAUGCUGGUUCGCUGGCUGCAUCCGGGUACCAAAAGACGUCUGGAAUCCUCUCACUGCUUGACAGCUUCAAGGACGAGGCUGAAUUCGUUGUUUGGGGAGAAAUUUUGUCGCGCAUUGGAGUGCUUCGAGGCGCCUGGAUGUUCGAAGACGAAAAGACCAGGGAUGCUUUGAAGAAGUUCCAACUCGAUCUAAGCGCCGAAAAGGCACACGAGUUGGGAUGGGAAUUCAAUGAAAAUGACGGACAUAUUCAGCAGCAGUUCAAGGGCCUCAUGUUCGGCGCUGCCGGCAUGGCUGGUGACGAGAAGAUCACCAAAGCCUGUUUCGACAUGUUUGCCAAGUUUAAAGCGGGCGACAAGUCCGCCAUUCAUCCCAACAUUCGUGGGAGUGUGUAUGCCAUUGUACUAAACAAUGGUGGCGAAGAAGAGUACAAUGUCAUUGUGAACGAGGCUAGAAAUGCAGCGACAAGUGACGAGCGCAACUCUGCUCUUCGGUCGCUGGGACGGGCCAAGUCACCAGAGCUCAUGAAGCGCACGCUUGAUAUGGCGCUCAGUGACGAUGUCAAGGGCCAAGACAUCUAUCUUCCCAUUGGAGCACUGAGAACGCAUCCAGCAGGAUGCCAUGCGCUCUGGAAUUGGGUCAAGGACAAUUGGGCAGAACUAGAGCGCAGGCUUCCCCCAAGUCUGAGCAUGCUCAGCUCCGUCGUGUCUAUCACGACGUCUUGCUUCACGCACCGUGAGCACGUUGAGGACAUUGAGGCCUUUUUCAAGAACAAGAGCACAAAGGGCUUUGACAUGGCGCUUUCUCAGAGCCUGGACAGUAUCAAUGCAAAGGCUGCAUGGGUUGUGCGGGAUUCGGAGGAUGUGAAUUCUUGGCUCAAAGAACACAAGUACCUGCAGUAA
Bipolaris oryzae ATCC 44560 is the source of this 2649-nucleotide messenger RNA. RefSeq lists its product as uncharacterized. The coding region runs from base 1 to 2649 and encodes 882 amino acids. NCBI's taxonomy places the organism in Eukaryota, Fungi, Ascomycota, Dothideomycetes, Pleosporales, Pleosporaceae. Gene Ontology annotation, biological process: proteolysis; peptide catabolic process. Gene Ontology annotation, cellular component: cytoplasm. The record is from RefSeq and is a predicted model, not a curated record. The transcript has 3 exons. Gene Ontology annotation, molecular function: peptide binding; zinc ion binding; metalloaminopeptidase activity.